Microsporum canis CBS 113480 is the source of this 1971-nucleotide messenger RNA. RefSeq names its product 2-isopropylmalate synthase. Gene Ontology annotation, molecular function: 2-isopropylmalate synthase activity. The record is from RefSeq and is a predicted model, not a curated record. The transcript is spliced from 3 exons. The coding region runs from base 1 to 1971 and encodes 656 amino acids. Gene Ontology annotation, biological process: L-leucine biosynthetic process. Lineage: Eukaryota; Fungi; Ascomycota; Eurotiomycetes; Onygenales; Arthrodermataceae. Gene Ontology annotation, cellular component: mitochondrion.
AUGUUACCAUGUAUCAGGUUUAUUUUCUUCCUACGAGUACAGAUUGCUAACCAGUCAACCUUGUUUUGGUGUAGGCUGAAGGAUCCCUCUAAAAAAUACAAAAAAUUUCAGCCAAUCGACCUUCCAAAUCGUCAAUGGCCGAGCAAGACCAUAGACAAGCCACCACGAUGGCUGGCAACCGACCUUAGAGAUGGAAAUCAGAGCCUGGUCGACCCAAUGAAUGGGGAACAAAAGCUUCGAUUCUUUCGCAUGCUUGUUGGCAUCGGGUAUAAGGAGAUAGAAGUCUCGUUUCCAUCAGCAUCACAAACAGAUUUCGACUUCACACAAAAUCUCAUCAAAACCCCUGGAACUGUCCCCGACGAUGUCUGGCUCCAGGUCCUCUCUCCCUGUCGUGAGGAGUUCAUCCGACGCACCGUCGACGCCUUGAAAGGCGCAAAGAAAGCCAUCCUUCACAUCUACCUUGCCACAAGCUCGUGCUUCCGACGUAUCGUCUUCAACAUGUCCAAAGAACAAAGUAUGGAAAUGGCUGUACGAUGUACAAAAUAUGCUCGCUCCAUCACAAAGGAUGACCCGGAGAUGGCGGGUACGGAAUGGCGGUUUGAAUUCUCCCCAGAGACUUUCUCGGAUACCGACCCUGAAUUUGCAUUACAGAUAUGUGAGGCUGUUAAGGCUGCGUGGGAACCAAGUGAAGAGGCUCCUAUCAUCUUCAAUCUGCCGGCUACGGUAGAGAUGUCUACUCCCAACGUGUAUGCUGAUUUGAUUGAAUACUUCUCCACCCAUAUAUCCGAGAGAGAGAAGGUCUGUAUCUCCUUACAUCCACACAACGAUCGGGGAUGUGCCGUUGCUGCUGCAGAGCUGGCCCAGAUGGCGGGUGCACAACGCGUCGAAGGCACCUUGUUCGGAAAUGGAGAGAGAACCGGUAACGUCGACCUCGUCACCCUUGCUCUUAACCUAUAUACCCAGGGUAUCUCGCCCGGCGUCGACUUUUCCGAUAUUCUCUCCAUCAUUCGAGUGGUAGAAGAGUGUAAUAAAAUCCCAGUCAACGAACGCUGGCCCUACGCCGGCAAGCUCGUCUUCUGUGCCUUCAGCGGCAGCCACCAAGAUGCAAUCAAAAAGGGAUUCCAGGCGCGUACUGCUGCUGGUCUCAAAGACGGGGAUCCAUGGGAGAUGCCAUACCUCCCUCUCGAUCCUCAGGAUAUCGGACGAGACUACGAGGCCAUCAUCCGCGUCAACUCUCAGAGUGGAAAGGGCGGUGUUGCCUGGGUUAUUCUUCGCAGCUUGGAGAUGGACCUACCUCGUGGCUUGCAAGUCGCAUUCAGCAAAAUUGUACAGAAGGAUGCAGACCGCCUGAACCGCGAAUUGAAACCUAACGAGAUUGUCUCUCUGUUCGAAGAAGCUUACCACCUGAAGACAAACCCACGCUUCAACUUGAUAGAUUACAAUAUCACAGCAGACCGUUCACAGUCUCCCGCUCCUCCUACUCCCGGCAAGGCUGUCAAUACCCAGAAUUUGAAGAGACGGUUUACCGGUAUCAUCGAAAUCGAUGGCAUACAGCAUGGUAUCGUGGGUGUCGGAACUGGUGCUAUCUCCGCUCUUGCACAUGCUUUGCACUCCCUGGGUAUCGAUUUAGAUGUCGUUAACUAUACUGAGCACGCUAUCGGUCGUACUCGAGACGUCAAGGCAGCAACCUACAUUGAGUGUACUGCUGCAGGCUCGUCUCAAAGUGUAUGGGGUGUUGGUGUCCAUCGUGACGUUGUCCAGGCCAGUUUAAUCGCGUUGCUGAGCGCUGCAAGUUCUUUCUUAAUGUCUCGCGCGAGUACUCCAUUCCGCCCAACCCGUUCACAAAAUUUUACUCAGGCGGAUAUUGAUGCCUUGGAGCAACUGCAAGGCUCAUUGCCAAACUCACCAAACGGCUCUGAAAAUAAGAAAGUAAACUUCAGCGCUCUUGAAUCUGCAGCAGAGAAAUUGUAA